AGGGCCAGGGGCAGGGGCAGGUGAAGGGGUAGGAGCAGGGGCAGGGGCAGGGGGCAGGUGAAUUUACCUGCGGCGCAGCCCCUCGUGCGCCCCCAGCCCGCUGUCGCCCAGGAGCCGCGGGUCCAUCCUCGAGCCCGGACGCGCAGGACCCAGGUCACGGGUGGAUCAGAGCGGAUUGCCGGGGAUUACCGGGUGGGUGCGGGAGAGCGGCCCGGCGCUCACGAAAGCGUCUUGCAGACACGCGUCCCCUUUGACACACCCGACUGACGGCGCUGAGUGAGCGGCCCGGACCCCAAAGGUCUCUUUAAAACAGACACGUGGGGUGUCGAGUGGGGUUCCACUGCGCGGUACCGUGCCGAUACCGAGCAGGUCCGCCCCCGACAGCGACACUGCGAUCUCGCCCGGCUUAAACUGCUCGGCGCCCUCCCCCAUCAGUCCAGGCGGAUAGAGCACAGAUCUUCUUAGUGUCAAAACCUCGGGGGGGGGGCGUGUGUGUGUCCACUGGGAGCGAAAAUGGUGUUUAGGCAGAUUUAAAAAAUCUAUAUUUGAAAAAAAAAUCAGCUGAGGUUCCUUUAGAAUACUGUGUGUGAUUUUGUAUUUGUAUUGUAAAUGUCUGUAGAUUUUUUUUAUGUUAAUUGUAUUUGUUUGGCUUCGGCAGCACUGAUUUUACUCAGUGGUCAUGACAAUAAAGCACCUUGAAUUCAACUGAGUUGAAUUGUGGUCUCCUCCUGACAGAAAAAGACAUCGCGGCUCUGGAGUCCAUCCGACAAAGAGCGGACAGGUACCCUCCAGGAUUUAAGGUGUCUUAGACGGACACGCCUACGAGGAGAGCUGGUUCAGGCGUUCACAGCGUAGACACCACCUCACACUAAGGGUGGCGGGAGUGUGGAACAGGCUGCCCAGUCCUGCUGUCGAAUUCGACACCCCUUGUUUCCGGACGGGCUGAGUCCACCUCUCUUUUGUAACUGUUGCUACGUCCCAGUGGGGUAGCCCGGCUGUCGGACAUGCGGCUCGGAACCAGUGGGAAGGGACAGGGGGGGAGGGGACUGUUUUAACUGUGACACCUGUGCGCGUCGCGGUGUGUCCGCGGAGCAGGCGCUGGGCAGAACUUUCUCUAUUAAAACCGCCAGAUUUGUACCCGUCUUUUAUUUUAUUAUUAUUAUUAUUAUUAUUAUUAUUAUUAUUAUUUGGAGCGUGGGAGGCGUCAGUUACAGCUCCGAAACAUUUGUACUUUUUCUCGUUUUUCUCGAAAGCCUGGAAGAGGCGAUCCUCGUUUUUAUUUUUCCUGCCUGUGAUCGCUGUCGGCUUUGUUCUCGAAGAGAUGCGUUUGGAAGCCGCCGGGAGGAGGGGAAGGAGAGGGAGAGACGUUCAUUACAGAUGAGACGACGGCGCCAUUCCGGCCAUUAACGUUCUGUGUAUUGUCGAACACUAUGCUUUUGAUUUUGCGGGUAGCGAGAAGAUUCGUAUUGUAUCUGCGUUUCUAGCGUAGACGGGCUGUACUUGUCCCCACGUAUUUAUAGGGAAGAGGGGGGCGUUAUUGAAAGAAGCACGCACACGUUUUUUGCGUUACAUUGUUUGGCCGAAAAUCCCCACCAACAGCAAACGACUUGUCGUUGCCCAGCGACUCGAACUUCCGGCUUCCGGCCUGCGGUCCAGCAUGCGGUCGUUCUGCUACCGGACGUGGGGCCGGCUGGAGCGCGCGUGCCGCCGCCUGCCGGUGGUGGUGAACACGCUGCUCGUGCUGUCCAUCACGGCGGAGGUCAGCUACCUGGUCCUGGCCGAGGCGCCGGGGCGGGCGGGCUGGACGGCGCCGUGGAAGGCGGCCCACCUGGGCGCCCAGGCCUUCAUGCUGGGCAACAUCGCCUGGAACUCCGUGCUCUUCCUCAGGACGGACCCCAGCGUCCGGGGGGUCUUCCUCGGAGGGGAGGGCAUGGGCCAGGGCUGGAGGUACUGCUACAGCUGCGAGACUCACACCCCCCCGCGCUGCUCCCACUGCCACGACUGCGGGGUGUGCGUCCUGCGCCGGGACCACCACUGCGUCUUCUUCGGCCAGUGCGUGGGCUUCCGCAACUACCGCUACUUCCUGAGCAGCCUGCUCUUCAUGUGGGCGGGGCUGCUGUACGCCGUGGUGCUCAACACCGAGGUCUUCCUGCUGGUCCUGAGCGAGGGGCUCACCCUGCACAGCGCCCUGCUGCUGCUCGCGCCCUGGGCCUUCCUGUUCUUCCACGCGGCGCUGAUGCUGCGCGGCCAGACCACGCGGGAGUGGUACUCCAGCCGCCGCCCCUACAGCCUGGGCUGGCGCCGCAACCUCCAGGAGUGCCUGGGCCGGCGCUGGUACCUGGCCUGGCUCUGCCCACUCAUCCCCUCCCCGCUGCCCGGCGACGGCAUCCACUUCCGGGUCACCGGCCCGCUGGACCCCGCCGGCAACUGACCGCCCCCCUGCCUCCCUGAGACCGUGACCGACGGGGGGCACACCGCCAAGCGGACGUGGGAGCAUGCUCAAACACCCCCCUUCAGUAUUUCAGCCUGGCUGGGCCACCCGCAAAGCACCGUGGGAAACGGGCAGUCCCUCCCUCUGCUGCUGGGGUGAGCCACCAGGGGGCAGAGUGACCUCUCCCCCACCCCUGUUCCAGCAGGCUGACAUUGUUCAGACUGAGCCGCGUGGCGCCCUCUGACCGGGCAGCUGAUCUCAGGCCGGUAUUGAUCAGCACCCUCCUGCUUUUUUUACGUGAUCUGUAUCGGGGCUCCUCUCUCCUGGUCCCCUGGGGUGCUUGCAGUGACCUCACAGAAUCAAGUAGGGGUCUCGGCUGCAGAACUCUCAGCUAGGGGUCUCAGUGACUGGAAUCAAUGAAGGGUCUUCAUGACCGUGAACGCAGUGCCUCUCCAGGACCAGAGCGAGGAGCGCCGAUCCCCCGCAGGGAGGGGCGGGAAUCUGGGAAUUUCUCACGGCACGAGGAAGCGAGCCGGUGUGGGUCAGCAGGGUCUUUAUUGGGGGGGGGCUGUGGGGGGCUCUCAGUCCUUCUCCUGCCUGUGACACUCCUCCUCCUCCUCCUCCGCCGCCUGCAACGAGAGGGAGAGAGCCGGGGCGGUGAGGAUCGGGGCGCCCCUCCGCUGCCCUUCGGAAUCCCGGGAUCUCGUCCGGCUGUUCCCCGAAGGAUUCCGGGGAACCUGAGCUUCCGCGGUUGUCCUGAGCCACGUGUCCGUGUGUCUGCCCCCGUCUGUCGAACCCUGUGCCAAGACCGGGACUGCGCAGCUGCCAAAAACUCGGACCCUCAGCCGGCGGACUAUUUCCAGCCUGGGGAGCGCUCCCUCCGGUCCCUGCCGGAUCUCCUGCGCCCGGACUCCGGGUCUGGAGCUGGAGUCUGGGACGGGGACGGGGGGUUGAUUCCUGCGCCACAGGUCGGGAAGACCCCGUUGUCGGAGGUGCCUCCCGGUUCCGGGAUUGCGGGAUUUUGUUAUUUUCCCAGCGGACUGCUGUUCUCGGCGACCCUGCCUGCCCGAGGGGCAGCUUGGUUUGGAAUAAAGGCGACAGGUUGUUUUGUAAA
Molecule: messenger RNA, 3545 nt
Organism: Lepisosteus oculatus (spotted gar)
Lineage: Eukaryota; Metazoa; Chordata; Actinopteri; Semionotiformes; Lepisosteidae
Source: RefSeq, a predicted model, not a curated record